AUGCCACCAAAGAAGAAAACGCCUAAUUUGCUCCAGAUCUGUACAAAACGAAGGUUCAUCAGAGGAAAAGUGGAAGAAACACGUCGAACAUUAAAAGAAGAAAAAGCGAAAGAAGAGGUCGACGUGGACGUUUUAGGUGUCCUCCGAGGAAAGUUCGAACAAUACAGAAAUUUAUUAGCCGAAUACGACGAGAUCAUUCAACAAACAACGAAUGAUGAGGAUGAAUUGAGAGAUGAACUCCCCGAAUCAUUACAAAUCGCCGACGAUCUACAAACUGCGCUCAUCGAAUUGGAAGUCAAACUCGCAACUUUGAGUAACAUCGGAUCAAACGAAGUUGCUGACAGUCGAUCAGUAACCAGUAAUCAAAAAUCAAAUCAGCGAUUGAUGCCAAAACUACCAAAAUUGGAAAUCAAGAAAUUCGAUGGCGAUCGGAUUCGGUGGCAAGAAUUCUGGGAUCAAUUUGAUUCAUCUAUUCAUUCAAAUGAAUUCAUAUCCGACGUCGACAAAUUUAAAUAUUUAAGAAGCUAUUUGGACGG
Didymodactylos carnosus is the source of this 536-nucleotide messenger RNA. Lineage: Eukaryota; Metazoa; Rotifera; Eurotatoria; Philodinida; Philodinidae. The record is from the annotation of a GenBank genome assembly.